AUGGCUGCAGAUGGAUUGAUUAGCGGUGGCGGUAAUGGAGGUCCCUUUGGAUUAGGUCGAUUAAAAAGGAGCAGCAGUGAGAGUAUUACAUCAGGAAGCCAAAGCGGAGGUCCUUUUGCAGAUCCGCCAACAAUUGGCCUGGUUACAGGUGGCGGCAGUGGAGGACCUUUUGGUAGAACAGAAUCCGGUCUAAUAAGAGGUGGCAGCAGUGGAGGGCCGUUUAAUGGCGAUCAACAGGGUGUCAUAUCUGAAGGGCAAAGCCGAGGCCCGUUCGGAAAUCAGGUAACCAAUGGAUUAAUAAAUAGUAGCGGCAGCAGAGGACCUUUUGUAUAA
Messenger RNA from Drosophila hydei, 333 nucleotides. Its product is annotated as keratin, type I cytoskeletal 9-like. The record is from RefSeq and is a predicted model, not a curated record. Bases 1 to 333 code for a protein of 110 amino acids. The transcript has a single exon. Lineage: Eukaryota; Metazoa; Arthropoda; Insecta; Diptera; Drosophilidae.